This is a messenger RNA of Macrosiphum euphorbiae (potato aphid), 513 nucleotides long. The record is from the annotation of a GenBank genome assembly. Lineage: Eukaryota; Metazoa; Arthropoda; Insecta; Hemiptera; Aphididae.
AUGAUGGAAGUAGUUUAUACAUUUUGUACUAGUAUUUUAGACCACAUAUUUGGGUACUUAGAAUAUAUUUUGCUUAAUGGCAGCGGAAAUAGUGUUCCACUGCAGAGCGCCACUACUACUACUACAGUUCUUUCAAUGGCUGAAAUUAUAGAAUCUCCAGAAAUAAUUCAAAUUGACAAGAAUGAAACAUGCCGAAAAAUGCAAAAUAAUGUUCGUGGUCCUGGAAUCAAUAACAGAUUUAAAAACAAAGAAACUUUGCAGAAAAAAAUCAAUUUCGAAUUUGGAAACACAGAACCUGAGUGUUAUUAUAAUAAUAUCAAAACACUAAAAACAGCCAUGAAUAGUAGUGGUUUAUACUACGGACUAUUCUAUGAAAAUAUGAAAUGCAACGAAACGAAAAUCAUAGAAGACGAAGUGAAGAAGUUUCUAUUUUUUGAAUCCAUGCGCCGAGAUAUAAUGGGUACUGGGAAGAACUCGUCGGUCUCUACCAAAACUCAAAAGAGCAUUGAUUAA